Molecule: messenger RNA, 2589 nt
Organism: Clupea harengus (Atlantic herring)
Lineage: Eukaryota; Metazoa; Chordata; Actinopteri; Clupeiformes; Clupeidae
Gene: nudt18
Product: nudix (nucleoside diphosphate linked moiety X)-type motif 18
Molecular function (GO): 8-oxo-dGDP phosphatase activity; 8-oxo-GDP phosphatase activity
Source: RefSeq, a predicted model, not a curated record
UAGUGUUUAACCCUUUCUUUAGCUCUCCGGCGACAGAAACUUUAUAAGCUUAAAGAACCUGAUAAAAUGUACCAGAAAAGUGUAUUCUUGAUCAAACUGUUAAUGUGGAAAACAGCUUCUUGUAUAGUUGUCAGGGUCAAAAGUUUUGACAAUUUUGUUGCUUACAGUGAUAGGGGGCUUGUAGACUACACGACUCUUCCAACAUACACCUCACCUAAAUAGGUUACAUCUUAAUUACGCUACACAUUACUUCAGUUGCAUUUUACAGUUUAAUAACUCAGUUUGCAACCUACUGACAUUGGAAUCAAGACGUUUAAGUAAAAUGUAAAAACGAAGAAAAUGUUUUCGUUUUUGUUUCGUGGAGUAACUUUUGUCACGCUGCCUUACCAAACUCAACCAAUGAACGAGACGAUUACUGUCAAUGAACGUUGCGUUGCUAUCCAUGGUGUUGUCAAACUGGGUAAUGCCAAAGAAAGCGCUAUCUUUGGCCUGACUGCCAGCAAGGUAGUCAGCUACCCCUCUUGAAAGGUAUUUGCCAGCAGACAUUGUGGCAGCUAGUGUAAUGGUCAUUAUGGGGUCCGUCGCAUUCAACUUUGAACAGAAUGUGGAGAAGAUUCUUAACGGCGAAGGGAUGGAGGUCACGGAAAUCGAUUCAGCUCCCGAACAAAUAAAACCUGUGGCUUUGAAGAAAACGGUUUGCUACAUUGUCAGCGCAGUGAUCUUCAAUUCAAAGAAGGAAGUAUUGAUGGUCCAGGAAGCUAAGCAGGGGUGCUAUGGCAGCUGGUAUUUGCCAGCUGGGCGUAUGGAGGUGGGCGAGAGCAUCGAGGAGGCGAUGAAACGGGAGGUGCUAGAGGAGGCAGGCCUGGAGUGCCAGCCAAUCACGCUCAUCCUGGUGCAGGAGCAGGGUCCUCAGUGGGUCCGCUUCGCCUUCCUGGCCGAGGUCACAGGAGGUACUUUGAAGACUAAGGCCCAAGCAGAUGCUGAGUCUCUGCAGGCGUGUUGGUGGGACAGGGAGUCCCCUCUUCCUCUGCGUGGCCAGGACAUCCUGUCUCUGAUUGAAUCGGGGCUGCGCUACCGGGAGAAGCCCUGGUUUCCGGCCGUGCUGCCUCUCGACCUGCCCUGCCCCGUGGUGUGCCAGCGUGUGGUGCUCACCUUCGCUGCGGGCAUCUACGUAUGGCUCCUGGUGAGCAACGGCCCAGAGGGAUCAAACGCAGUGAGCAGCGGAGGCAGCAGCAGCAGCGGCAGCACAAGCAUUGAGGAGAAGGAGAGGGGCAAGAAAAAGAGCGAGGUGGAUAUGACGGACGCUCACCUCCCGGUGGCGCUGUCCACCAAGACCCACACGGCGAUGUGGGCGGCCCAGCGGCUGGUGCAGGAGUGCAUGCCGUCGUGCUACUACGAGCUGGACGUCAACACGCACGGCCUGCUGGGAGUGCAGCACAACGGCCGCGUGCCGGGCAAAACAGACGGCCUGUGCUUUAACACGCUGGUGUCGCUGACGCUGGAGCGUCGCGGCGGGGGCCCGCCCAUGGAGUUGGGGGGCGAGCCGGCCGAUCCUCCACCCGUGGAGCAUGGGCAGUACCGCUGGCACAAAGUGGACAACUCUUGCCUGAGAGAUACCAUCCUGCGCCGGAUACGGCAGGGCACCACGCUGCCUGUGGUUAGCUUGUACUGAGGGGGAAACAGAAGUCAGACUCGGAAAGAAUUUGCCUCUGGGAUAUACCUCCUGGUCCUCUGCUAUUUUGAGGACGUUGUUUUAAGGGCAGAGUGCACAGGAGUCUAUGGAGGAAGUGCAUACAGAAAGCUAUGCAAUUGAGCGUGCGUUUAAUUGACCUAUGGGCUCACAAGAAAGCCAUAUCAGAAAGUCUUCCUUUAUGCACCGUGAUGGGAUGACGUGACGAUGCUGCGGGACAGAAUGAAGGGCAUGAUGUACAGGGUCUCCCUUCUUGCUGAGCAAGGGCAGACGCUGCAGGCAUUUUAAUCCGUGUAGCAUGGGUGUGUUUCAAAGGACUGUGAGGGCUGGGAAUGUUCGGAUGGGAAAAGAAACUGUUAUAUAAUUUUUAGCAGAUUGCUAUGUUGCUAGGUUAUGUUGAAAUUGUUGCAAGGGCGUCGUGACUAACAUGCAGGUGUGAACACAGAUGCAAGUAUGUUUGAGGGACACCAUUUGAAAAUACUUGAAAUACCUGACUUGAAUUCUAAGGAUGAGGAUCUGUAUAGUUAGUGCAUGGUAAAGCAAUAUUUAUACAUCUUUAACUUUUAAUCAUUACCGAAGAAUGCACCCUAAGUACAGCAGUGUAUCACUCGUGACCAAAUACAUGUAUGAGCAAGAAUCAUAUUGUUUACUGCGUAAGAUGUUUCCAGCACUUCUGUAUCAGAGCUUAUCAGAGCCUAUAUGUAUUACUUAGUCUAUUAAUGCGUUUGCUACAGUGAGUACCAUGAGAGUAAGGUUACUUCUCUUCUGAUAGAAGAGAAAGGUGAUAAGGUAAAAAGGAGUAUUUUUGCAGCAGAUAAUAAUUUCUGAGUAAACACAAAUCUAGCUACGGUUUACUUUAUUGUACUAGACUGAUUUAUAAUAAAUCACAAAUUAUUAAA